AAUUAGAGUAAUGUUCUUAACAGCACAGUUUAGAUAAAACAGGGUGAUUACGGUGGCCGAGAAAACCAUACGUAAACAAUUAAUCACAAACUAUUUCAGUAAAUGGAAUCUACGUUAAAUAACAAAGGGCAAUGGAGGAUAUAUGCCGAGUUUGCUUGGGAAACCGCGAUGGCAUGGUCAACAUAUUCGAAGGCACACCAGGACUGGGUCCUUCAAUUCCGGUCAUGAUUGCCCAGUGGUCCGGCUACGAGGUUGUGAAAGGCGACUCCCUACCGGAACUCAUUUGCCCAAGCUGCCUGGAGGAUGCGCACAUUGAAUUCUAUAAGCAGCAGACCUCCAAGAUAGGCCACCAAUUCCUGUCCCAAGUUAAAGUGGAAGACACCGAGGAGAACUCGCAGGAUGAGUUUUGGAAGGUUUCAAACUACGCGAGUGGAAAAUCAAAUUCUAGUCAAGAGAUAGAUUGCCCAGAUAAUAUAAAAGAAGAAGAUUCAUAUUUAACUGAUGAAAGGAAUGGACAUCAAUUCCAUCAUCUGCAAAAGAUCAUUGAAACUGGUCAAUCAGAUGACUAUUUUAAAGACGAUGAAAAUAGCGAAAUAUCAGUCGGCGAAAAUUUUCAAUCCGAUUCAGAUAUUAGAGAGGAUAAAGCUACUGCACCUGAUCUAUCUAACUGCCAUAUUCAAGAGGACAACUUCGGAGAUGUAGUUACAUCAGAAGACGAAAUUGAUAAAGCCGAUGGAGAGCUCAAAUGUGUUGUUAAGACUGAUGUUUCAGAACCUUGUAUACCAAAGACGUUUUUAUUGCGUGACGAUAAUCAUGAACGACCCCACAAUUGUUCCCAAUGUGGAAAAUCCUUUGCGCGCUACUGUAGUUAUAGGAACCACCUCAGGACUCACGCCAAAGAAGACAUUGACUCUCCUACAGACCAUAAUCAACAUAUUGACACAUUUCAAAAGACAAAAAAACCUCAAGAUCAGAAUAGAUCACCUUCUAAACGCAACGAACGUGUUAAAUCGGCUGGCCGUAAAUAUACGUGCACAUAUUGCCCUAAAUUUUUUUUGGGAAAAAGUGCUCUUGCAAAACAUUUGCGUGUCCACACGGGAGAACGUCCGUACAAAUGUAGUCUUUGUCCGAAGGCAUAUAAGCAAAACGUCGAUCUAAAGCGACACAUUGUUUCUCACACCACGAGAAAACAAUUCAAGUGUAAUCUAUGCGAAAGUACUUUCUUUAGUAACACCACCUAUGAGUUGCACAUGCGGAAACAUGAGGGAGUAGUGCCUUAUAAAUGUGACAUAUGCCAAAGAGUUUUUAAGUUUUAUACUGAUCUAAAGAUACACAUCCAAUCUCACAACGACGAACUACCAUACUCAUGCAAUCGAUGUUCCCAAGCUUAUAAGAAAUCAAACGAUCUUAGAAAACAUUUAUUGACACACGACCAGGAUGCUCAGACUGGCAUAAAAGUUCGGAAUUUCAAAGAAGUUAAAUGUACUCAUUGCCACAAGAAGUUUGCGAAUAAACAUAGAUUACAGGUGCAUACCAGGAUACACACUGGAGUCGAGCCGUAUAGAUGUGAUAUCUGCAAAAAGACCUUCAAGUAUGCUACAUCACUGAAAGUGCACACUAUAACUCACACAGGCGAACGACCCUUCGAGUGCGACUACUGCUCAAAGGCUUUUGGUCAACAAAUCGAUUUAUAUCGCCACAUCCGGAUCCACACGAGGGAAAGACCCCACAAGUGUAACCAGUGCGAGAGCGCCUUUAUGAGACACUCUCGCCUCAAAGCACACCUUCUUGUGCACUCGGAGGAAAGGCCGCAUAAGUGCACCCAAUGCCAAAAGCGAUUCAAGGUGUCGUCAAGUCUUAGUCGGCACAUGAGGACUCACACGGGCGAGAAACCCUAUAAGUGUGAUCAUUGUCCGAAGGCUUUCGCAGAUGCCAGAACUCUUAGGAACCACAUCCAGAAUCAUUUGGGAAUUUUUAUAGACAUGGAAGCUAUAUGUCGCAUUUGCUGGUCGGACCACGACGAACUGGUCAAUAUAUUCGAUGAAAUGCCAGGACCUGGACCCUCGAUUCCGGAUAUGAUUGCCCAGUGGUCCAAGUAUCCAGUUUUUAAAGGGGACUUCUUUCCCGAACAUAUUUGUCCAACUUGUCUGGAAGAUGUGAAGACUAAAUACAAGGUGCCAAUGACCUUAAAUUCCCCAAGGAUCGAACCUGCUGAUUUUGAUGAUACCGAAGAAUCAAAUUACCAUGCUCAAGAACAAACCUAUUGCUCUAGUCUGCAAACUAAAGAUGCGCUUGGGGACCAUAUUGAUUCGGAUUCGAAUGACAAGAAAGACACUUGUGUAAAACAACAUAAAUGUAAUGACUGCUUAAAGGCCUUCCGGUUCAAAAACCAACUUACAAUGCACAUUCGGACUCAUACGGGAGAGCAGCCGUACCAGUGUCCACUCUGCUACUGUGCGUUUAAGCAAAAACACCAUCUUCUACGACAAAUGAUCGUUCACACAAGGAAGGACCAUACAAAUGCUUUAUAUGCCAAAGGGCCUUUAAGAGACAAUCUCUUCUCGAAACUCAAAAUUGAAUUCACUACUGAUCUGUGCGUGGAAAAUGGAAUUCAAACAUGCCCUCCUAUUUCACACAACACUCCGUGAUUUAAUAUAUAUAUAAUAUAUAGUAUAAUAUAAAUAAAUAAUAAAAAAAACUUUUUUACUCAAAAUCGCAUAAGAUUUAUUGUUCGAUAACAUUUAAACUAGUUUUCAAUACUCGACAUUUGCUUUAAAAUUCAACAAAAUUAAAAUAGAAGGAGAGCCCUCCUUAAUUAUUGCUACAUAACGUACUCGUAAACAAUGCAAUGAAUUAAAAAUAAGUUAGCACACUUAGAAGUUUAGAUGAUUCUGAUCGAAGGUGAUGCAUGAGUUGCUCCUACAGGCUAGACAAAUGUAAAUAUAACCGAAUACAAGAGAGGUU
Drosophila simulans is the source of this 2964-nucleotide messenger RNA. Its product is annotated as zinc finger protein 14. Gene Ontology annotation, molecular function: RNA polymerase II cis-regulatory region sequence-specific DNA binding; DNA-binding transcription factor activity, RNA polymerase II-specific; zinc ion binding. The coding region runs from base 132 to 2648 and encodes 838 amino acids. Gene Ontology annotation, biological process: regulation of DNA-templated transcription. The record is from RefSeq and is a predicted model, not a curated record. Gene Ontology annotation, cellular component: nucleus. NCBI's taxonomy places the organism in Eukaryota, Metazoa, Arthropoda, Insecta, Diptera, Drosophilidae. The transcript is spliced from 3 exons.